This is a messenger RNA of Pelobates cultripes (western spadefoot toad), 20447 nucleotides long. The record is from the annotation of a GenBank genome assembly. NCBI's taxonomy places the organism in Eukaryota, Metazoa, Chordata, Amphibia, Anura, Pelobatidae.
UCAUCAGGAAUGCCAUUCGGGAAACGUGGGGAAAUGAAAAUAACUACAAUGAUGUUCCAGUGGUAAGAGUUUUUCUCGUUGCAACAUCCCCUCAUAGACCAGAAGCUGUCCAACGAAUGCUCGAAGAAGAGAGUGAAUACUAUGGUGAUAUAAUACAGCAGGAUUUUCUUGAUACCUAUUACAAUUUGACUCUAAAAACGCUAAUGGGCAUGGAAUGGGUUGCAAAAUUCUGUUCCAGUGCCAGUUAUAUGAUAAAAAUUGAUAGUGACAUGUUUCUUAAUGUGGAAUAUCUCAUCCAUCAAGUCCUACGUCCAGAGUUGCCAGUUCAAACCAACUACUUUACUGGGCAAAUAUACUCCAAUAAAAGACCUAUAAGGAGUAAAGCUAACAAGUGGUACAUGCCACCAGAAAUCUACCCCAAUAAAACUUACCCUCCUUUCUGCGUUGGUAGUGGAUAUGUUUUCUCAGCAGAUUUAGCAAAGAAGAUCUAUGAAAUAGCUCAAGUUGUACCUGCAAUACCCUUGGAAGAUGUUUUUAUGGGGAUCUGUUUGUAUGUGCUAAACAUCGCACCCACUUACACUCCAGGGAAUGUUUUUAACAGGUACUACAACUACGAUCGUUGUACAUUUCAUAAGAUAGUUGCAAGUACUCUAGGUAACACCAAUCAACUUCCAAAGAUAUGGCAAGAUUUUUGGACUAAUAAGACAUUGGGAUGUUAACAUACUGGGACUAGAAACAUCAAAGAGCAGACUUUUAUCAGAAAUUUUUGCAUAUUUUAUGAAACAUGGAUCCGUAAUUUACUUUAAAAAUUAACAUUAUGUCUGUGGUAUAAUUUAUAUUCUCAUAUUCUAGAUUAGUGGUACUAAAACCUUGAGCAGGAUUUAAUUAAUACCCAGUUAUGUUCCCAUAUUAAUAAAUCUUGGAUCUUUAAUGAUGUUAGAGGGUGCCAAACUCAUUUGUAAAUGUAUAAAUGGAGGGACAAAUGUAAUGGAACAAAUCAUAUUCCAAAUAUACACAAUGCUCACAUACUUUCUAAUCAUACAAAUAUACAGAGUACAUGCUCACACAGAAACUCACUGCCCUCCAAACAUUCUCAGCACAAGCAUACACACACUGACUGUACACAAACGGACAUAUUGCAGGUGCACAUUAACUUCAUUUACAAAUACACAGGGUGAGUCAAAAUUCAGAGUAGUAUUUGACAGGUAAUUAACUGUAAUUAUUUGUUAGUAGUUAAAUUUUUUGUUGCAGGCAUAAAUUAUAAGUGAGUCUUGGGAGAUUCAUCAGUUGUAAUUCAUGAACGAACAAUGAGUAAAAAUAGUGGAAUAUUAUUUUUAAAACUGAGGCAACUGAUAAUGAGGUCAACCUUACCUCCCUAGUCUUGCCAGCAGUACCGGAUGAACCAUCAGGAAAAUAGGUAAAUACCCUGUGGGCAGUGGCGUACAUACCGGGGUCUCAGGGGUCGCGGCUGCGACCGGGCCCGGCCCACCAGGGGGCCCGGCCGCCCUGCGACCCAGUAUGCACACCAAUUUGGCCAGCCUCUUUUCCUUGGGGACCCAGGAGCUGGCCACCUCAUGGCCCCCCGAGGCUGGCCCUGGUGUUACCGGGCGGGCUGGCUGGCUGGCGGGGCGCGCAAGGGAGCACUCUUACCUGAGCGCUCUCUGACCAGCUCCCUCACGCGCACCGCACUGAUGCCAAAGCCGGGAUAUGACGUCAUAUUCCGGCUCCGGCAUCAGUACGCGGUGCACGAGGGAGCUGAACAGGGAGCGCUCAGUGGAGAGUGCUCCCUCCCGCGUGCGCCAGCCUGCCCGGCCGCCCAGCAACACCACUGGACCCCAGGGAAUCCCCUCAGCUCUCCCAAAUGUAGGGAGGCUGAGGAUUAAAUUUAAAAAAAAAACGUGUGUGUGUCUGUGUUAGAGUGUGUGUGUUAGUGUUAGAGUAUGUGUGUUAGAGUGUGUGUGUCAGUGAGUGUGUUACUGUGUGUGUGUUACUGAGUGUGUUAGUUUGUGUGCGUCUGUUAGUGAGUGUGUGUUUUGUGAGUGUGUAUGUGUCUGUCUGUCAGUGAGUGUGUAUGUAUGUCUGUCACUGAGUGUGUGUCUGUCGGUAAAUGUGUGUGUCUGUUAGCUAGUGUGUAUGCGUCUGUUUGAGAGAGUGUGUGUGUGUGUGUCUGUUAGCUAGUGUGUAUGCGUCUGUUCGUGAGAGUGUGUGUCUUCAGCACUUACCUUUCUCCAGCACAGGACUCCCUUGGCGCUGGGGAUCCCUCCGCCCCAAUCCGCCUCUCAUCUCCAAAUGCGCAUGCACGGCAAAAGCCGUGCGCGCAUUCAAACCGCCCAUAGGAAAGCAUUUCUCAAUGCUUUCCUAUGGACGUUCUGCGUCUUCUAAACUUUGAUUUUCACAGUGAGAAUCGCGGAAGCUCCUCUAGCGGCUGUCAAUGAGACAUCCACUAGAGGCUGGAUUAACCCUCAGUGAAAUAUAGCAGUUUCUCUGAAACUGCUAUGUUUUCAGCUGCAGGGUUAAAACUAGAGGGACCUGGCACCCAGAACACUUCAUUGAGCUGAUGUGAUCUGGGUGUCUGUAGUGGUCCUUUAAAUGUAUGUGUAUCUCAUGCACUGACGUACAUACCGCGGUCGCAGUGGUCGCACCCCUGCGACCAGAUGCCCGCCUCCAGGUUUUGCAGCCCCGGCCCGCGCAACCAUGUUUGGUGCCAUGACGGGCCAGUGGAAAGACCUCACCAGCCCAGAGCCUACCAAUUAGGAGAAUGGCGCAAACCCAGUUUGAAUGGGAACUCCUUCUCCUAUUGGUCGGCACUGACGUCCAGGCGACUAGCAGGACCUCUGUGGCUGUGAAGUCUCUCUCCGUUGGCUACCUCCACUUAGGUAACCCUAGGGAGAGCACUCUCUGGGCAGCUAUGAGCCUGGCCUCGUAGCUUCCGGGUUGGAAGGACAGAGAUUAUAGCUCGGUUAGCAGCAGGUAGGGCGAGCCCAGACACUGGGACCUGAAACCGUGCGGGCACGCCAGUUCGGAAUAUGAAUGCUUCCCCUGGCAUUUGGCUAUAUAAACCGGCGGCCACCCAGGGGAGCAUUAGUUAAUGAUUUCCCUUGUGGGAAAUACAUAGAGAUACAAGGGGAAAACACAAAAUACAAAGGAAAAACACAUGAAUAAGCAGUGGACAUGGUACUCAGUGUAUUGCGGUCCGCCUCAGUCUCUGUGAUUCAAAAAUACCCAGGCCAAAUUUCUUUCCCAGUCCGACCCUGCCUGCCAGUGCCUGGAAUUGGAUUGGUAGGAUUGAGUAGGUAAUGGUAUGCACUAACAUAUAAUCCUCACAUUGGUACAGCAAGCAAAGAGAAGAAGAAAUAUAUGGGGAAAAAGGGGUUUUGCGAUGAUCAUUUGGCCACUCGAAACAUAGAUGUAAUAGAGUGGUGGCAUCGAUGUUAGAACGAAGGAGGACUGAUGAUUCACAAGAGGAACAAAAUUAAAUAAUUUUGCAAUUCUGCUAUGAACUUAUAGAAGUGCUUCCAAAUAUGGUGUUAUAGAUACCACUACAGCUGUUCUAAAACAACAAAUGGGGAGCUGUGCAGAUUUGUAUGGGAAUUAAAAUAAAGUAAAUAAAAACACCAGCAGUUUUUAUAUUAUUACUUAAUUUAAAAGGGAGUGGGAACGGUUUACCUAAUCACCAUCUUUGAUAUUUUGGUCAAUGAAGUUAGUAAUGUAAUGUCUAAGGAAAAUCUACUUAGUUAAAUACAAUCUUAUUGUGAGCCUUAGGCUUGAGCGCCCCCUGCUGGAAUAAAUCUUGGUUGAGCCGGCAGAAUAAAGAUUUGAGCACACUGUUGGGCAACCAUAAACGUGAAAAGCCUCAAUUUGCUUAAGAUGACUAGAGGGCACAGUAGGGAUUCAUUAACAGGAUUCAUUAACAUGAAUGAAUACCUCUUUUUAUUAUCUUUUAAUUAUGUAUUAAAUGAAUUGAAUUUUUUAUUACUAAAUUAUUUUCUCCUUCUAUCUUUCUUUCAUUGGAGUUCUAUUUUGAAGUGGGCAUGGUUUAACCAUAUCACUCAUUCAUAAAGCUUCACUUUUAUCAUUAACUAAUAAAUGUAACUUAUUUCUCAGUUCGUACGAACAAAGUUACAUCCUCAACAAAGACACACAACUUGAUUUGCUCAAAUGCACUGAAUCCGAAACUCAUAAAACGUUGAUUCUGUUGAUUUUUUCUUAAUAAAGGGUCCAAACUAAAUAUAUAAAAUAAAGGGCUAAGAGGGUAACUAUUCGUUGUCUCACACCUGCUGUUACUCUAAAAGUAGGACCUAAAUUACCAUUCAUUUAUGGUAUACAACUGUCUCUGUCAUGUAAGAUACUAAACCAAAUAACGAACAUACAAGGUAUUCCACAUUUCAAUAUGGAUACAAGAAAUGAUGGUGGACUUUGAUCCAAACUUGGUACGAAGUGUUAUAUUUUACUUUCGUUUCCUGAGUUUCUCUUAUUAAUAAAAGUGUAUCUUGUAUACUAUGAUGUUUUCACCACACAUGAUUACCAUGGGCUUAUUAGUUCAUUUGCCACAUCACUUAAAAUAAAAUAUAGGAUUUGGGCUGAAACCUAGAAACGUAGAAUGUGACGGCAGAUAAGAACCAUUCGGCCCAUCUAGUCUGCCCAAUUUUCUAAAUACUUUCAUUACUCCCUAGUCUUAUCUUAUAGUUAGGACAGCCUUAUGCCUAUCCCACGCAUGCUUAAACUCCUUUACCAUGUUAACCUCUACCACUUCAGCUGGAAGGCUAUUCCAUGCAUCCACUACCCUCUCAGUAAAGAAUUACUUUAUGAUAUUAUUUUUAAACCUUUGCCCCACUAAUUUAAGACUAUGUCCUCUUGUUGUGGUAGUUUGUCUUCUUUUAACCCCUUAGUGACCAGACCGUUUUUCAAUUUUCUUACCGUUAAGGACCAAGGCUGUUUUAACAUUUCUGCUGGGUUUGUGUUUAGCUGUAAUUUUCCUCUCACUCAUUAACUGUACCCACACAUAUUAUAUACUGGUUUUCUAGCCAUUAAAUGGCCUUUUUAAAGAUACCAUUAAUGUCAUCAUAUCAUAUAAUUUACUAUAAAAAAAUUAUGAAAUAUAUUGAUAAAAAUUUUAAAAACACACUUUUUCUAACUUUGACCCCCAAAAUCUGUUACACAUCUACAACCGGCAAAAAACACCCAUGCUAAAUAGUUUCUAAAUUUUGUCCUGAGUUUAGAAAAAAAAAUGUUUUUGCAAGUUUUAGGGCUAUAAGUACAGGGACAUUGCUGUUUCAAAAUAUAUAUUUUUUCAAUUUAUCAAUAGUGACUUUGUAACACUGUUAUCUGUCAUAAAUCUCUGAAUCACACCUCACAUGUACAUAUUUUUUUUAAAGUAGACAACCCAGGGUAAUCAAUAUGGGGUCACUACAGUCUUUUUUAGUAGCCACUUAAUCACAAACACUGGCCAAAGUUAGCAUUUAUAUUUGUUUUUGUGUGAAAAAUGCAAAAAACUAUUAUGAACGCUAACUUUGGCCAGUGUUUGUGACUAAGUGGCUACUCAAAAACACUGAAUGGGGUAUCCAUUUGCAAUACCUUGGGUUGUCUUCUUUUGCAAAUGGUAUGCCAUCAUGGGGUUAAUGCUCCUUCCUGGGCUACCAUACGCUUUCAAAGGCAACAUAACCAACCUGGCAAAUUUCAAUGGGAAAAAACGGAAAAUCAAGCCUUAUAUUUGAACAUGUAACUUUAAAAAUACUAUAAAACCUGUAGAUGGGGGGCAGGGGCGUACCUAGAGCAUUUGGCACCCGGUGCGGAUCCUGUGCUUGGCACCCCCUCCCAACCCCCCCACCCAAAAAAAAAAAAAACCUGUAAAAAAUGUUAAAGGUUUUCUUUCUUUUUUUUUUACAAUUUGUAAACUUUGCAAAACCGCUGUCAGCCCCUCCUACAAAACCCUUGUCCUGCCCCGCCCCUCCUACAAAACCUCUGUCCUGUCCCUUCUACAAAUCCUGUACUGCCCCGUCUACAAAACCCCCGCAACCCCCUUCCACAAAUCCCCUGCUUAUCCCCCGUUAUAAAGACUCCUGUCCCAAUACAAAAACCCCACCCCCUUCUACAAAAUCCCUGCAGCCCCACACACACAUUUACAGGCAGACAGUCACACACUAAGUUACAGACAGAAAGUCACACACUCAGUUACAGGCAGACAGUCACACACAGUCACACACAGUCACAAGCAGACAGUCACACAUACACAUUUCCUCCGUGCGGCCAGUUUAUCAGCUGUUUGCUUGUGAGCUGUACUGGCCGCACGGCACCCUAACUACCAUGGGACACUGUGCGGCCACAGCUCACACAGCCCCCUCCAGCCAGGGCCGGUGCGAGGAUUUUUGCGGCCCCCCCAUGUGACAUCACAAUGCCCCACCAAUAUGAUUUGCCAUGUUAACUAACGCCAGUGCUGCAGUGCUGCCGUGUUUACAUUAAAAGGCCAGGCUAUAGACACCAGAACCACUACAUUAAGCUGAAGUGGUUCUGGGCACUAUAAUGCCCCUGUAAUGUGAGGUAAAUUAGAGCUUAGUGCCACGAAUAAUAUACUAGAUUGCCUACUUACAACCAGAUGAGGAUGAUGAUGGGCUCUAGCUGCAACCUGGCUCCACUGGUCUGGUGCAGAACAAGCUCUCUGGAGGUGGUUUGUAACUGUGGUCACAAAAAUCAAUGUUCUGGGAGAACGGGAAGCAGCUCCAUUUUUUGGGGGUCCUUUACACAGCUCAAGGUCUGGGUCCCAGGGUCCACCUUCAUGUUCCACCAAUGAGUUUGUUCACAGGGGGUGGAGUGUGUAGGGGAUGUCCUGAUAUGUGUGUAAGGAAUGCAUUGUGUGAAAUUGUGUUUGUAUGUGUAAGGGCUGCAAGGUGUGUUUCUGUGUAUGUACGGGAUGCAUUGAAUGUGUGUAAGGGGUGCAUUGAGUGUGUGUAAUAAAUGCAUUGUGUGCUUCUGUGUGUGUAAGGGAUGCAUUGUGUGUAACGGUUGCAUUGCUUGUGUAUGUGUGUCUGUGUGUGUAAUGCAUUGUGUGUUUUUCUGUGUGCACUGUGUGUAUGUGAUGAAUGUCAAUCUCUCCUCCUGCCAAUUUCUCUUUCUCACCCCCUCCCAAUUUCUCUUUCUCACCCCCUCCCAAUUUCUCUUUCUCCCCCCUCUAAUUUCUCUUUCUUCCCCCCUCCUAAUUUCUCUUUCUUCCCCCCUUCCUCCUAAUUUCUCUUUCUUCCCCCCCCUCUAAUUUCUCUUUUCUUCCCCCCUCUAAUUUCUCUUUCUUCCCCCCUAAUUUCUCUUUCACCCCAAAUUUCUCUUUCUCCCCUAAUUUCUCUUUCACCCCAAUUUCUCUUUCACCCCCCCCAUUUCUCUUUCUUCCAAUUUCCUUUCACCCCCCUCCUCUAAUUUCUCUUUCUUCCCCCUAAUUUCUCUUUCUUUUUCUCUUUCUCCCCCCUCCUCCUAAUUUCUUCCUCCCCUACCUACCUUUGCUGUAGCGUGCCGGCCCAGUAUAGUCCACGGGUACAGGGAGCAUCAGUGUGUUCCUGUUAGUCCGGCCGGGUACAGGAGACAGAUGCUCUCUGUACCCGUCGGACCAUCAUGCUGCAGGCUCGCCACCGCAACAGAGGGAGUGACAGGAGGCGCUGAGCAUUUCCCUCCUGUCAGCCCCUCUCCUCAGGCUGCGCCCGGGCGGUGCGGUCGCCCUCAUGGGCGCACCGCCGGGCAAAGCUGCAGCCACCUGAGGCUCUGUACAGGCUGAGGCUGGCUGCAGCAGGAGAGGGCGGCACCCUGCUGGCACCAGGCGGACCGCCCCCUCCGCCCCCCCCACUUAAUGCGCCACUGAUGGGGAGUACUGUUAUACUUGGGAGCAGGGCCGCCAUCAGGGGGUGACAACUAUAACGGAUGUCACGGGCCCAGCGCCACCCGAUGGGCCCCAUAUCUUCAGGGGCCCGGUCAACGCUGUGGCCGUGGUAUAGCGUGACCGGGCCCCUUUAAAAAAAAAUUAAAAUGCCACUGCAGCGCAAGUGCUGCUGGCAGGAAGUGGGGUGACAACUAUAACGGAUGUCACGGGCCCAGCGCCACCCGAUGGGCCCCAUAUCUUCAGGGGCCCGGUCAACGCUGUGGCCGUGGUAUAGCGUGACCGGGCCCCUUUUAAAAAAAAUUAAAAUGCCACUGCAGCGCAAGUGCUGCUGGGAGGAAGUGGUCACUUCCUCCCAGCUCACUCCACGCAGGAGGAGCACGCGCCCGGCAAUGAAGAGGGAGAGCCGUGCUGACUCCCAGUCCCAUCAGCCCCAGCCACCCUUCUGCAAAGACAAGGUAAGCGACAGGAGGGCGGCUGGAAAAUGAGGUGUUUGUGUGUGUCUGUCUGUCUGUCUGUAUGUUUGUAUGUCUGUCUGUAUGUCUGUCUGGAUGAAUGUAUGUAUGCCAGUAUGAAUGUCUGUAUGUAUGUCUGUAUGUAUGUCUACGUUUGUGUGUAUGUAUGGUUGUCAGUGUCUGUCUGUAUGAAUGUAUGAAUGCCAUUAUGAAUGUCUGUCUGUAUGUAUGUCUGUCUGUAUAUCUAUGUCUGUGUGUAUGUAUGGAUGUCAGUGUCUGUAUGUCUGUAUGCAUGUCUGUAUGCCUGUAUGCACGUCUGAAUGUCUGCCUGUAUGUCUGAAUGUCUGAAUGUCUGUCUGUCUGCAUGUCUGAAUGUCUGAAUGUCUGUCUGCAUGUCUGUCUGUCUGUAUGUCCUUAUGAAUGUGUGUAUGUCUGUAUGAAUGUAUGUUUGCCAGUAUGAAUGUCUGUCUGUAUGUAUGUCUGUAUGUAUGUCUACGACUGUGUGCAUGUAUGGAUGUCAUUAUGUAUGUAUGGAUGUCAGUGUCUGAAUGUCUGUAUGUCUGUAUGCAUGUCUGUAUGCAUGUCAUUAUGUGUGUAUGAAUGUCAGUGUAUGCAGUGGCGUACUAAGGGGGGGGCGGAGGGGGCGGUCCGCCCCGGGUGCCAGCCGGGUGGGGGGUGCCAUGACCAGCCCCAUGCGCUGCAGCAGCUCCCAAAGCCUCUCAGCUGCAGCUUUGCCCGGGCGGUGCGUCCAUGAGGGCGGACCGCACCGCCCGGGCGCAGCCUGAGGAGAGGGGCUGACAGGAGGGCAGCGCUCAGCGCUCCCUCCUGUCAGCUCCCUCACUGUAGCGUGGCCGAGCCCUGUAUAGUCGGCGGGUACAGGGAGCAGCUGUCUCCUGUACCCGGCCGGACUAACAGGAAGUGUAAUUAUUUGGAAUCCUGAUUAUAAGUUUUGUAUUUAGCGUUUGAAAUCUCUCAUUGACUGAACUCUGCAUGUUGAAGGAAACCACUAACCAUAGGCUGACAUUAUCCAAUGUUUUACAUAAGCCCUCAUUUGUUUUGUUUUUUUAAAUCUCUUUAAUCAAUGUAAAUGGCAUCCCAGGUUUUGUUUAGGACAGUCUUCCUUUCCUCAAUGUGUUCAUUGCUUCAACUGAUAUCUCUGCUCCUCACCAUGUCUCUCUGGAAAAUGCACUUAAUAAGUGGUGCUGUUAGUUUCCUGCCCUGGAUCACUUUUACCUACAUGCUUUUCCAUCAAGACAUCUUCAAGCUGCACAUGAUGAGUCUUAAGACGGUGGGUGAUCCAUUUUUAUCCGCUACUUUAUUUGAUGGAAGUCGUACCAGCACUUUGAACGCAUGGCUGUGAGGUAUAACCAAAAGGCUGUUUGAACUGUGUGAUUGGUGUUUCCAAGGAAUGAGAGGCUUGCGAAUGAGCGAGAAAAUGAGCGCGUGCAGAGACCUGGUGGUGCAUUAUGGAUAUUUUUAAAAUUUGGCGAUGUGUCUCUCGAUCCAGUGGCAAUGGUGAGAGUGUUAAGAGAGCAGUGGGAGCAAGUAACGUACGAAUGUUUCUUGCAUUCAAAAGACUUUGGUUCAUUUGAAAGACUGAGGCUUUUCUGCCUAAAGAAAUUGAAUUGUUUGAAACUAGUUUCUGAAACAUAUUUUCCCUCCCCUUGAAAUGUAUACUGCUGUGAAUGCUGUAUGAUGUGUGCAUUUUUUCUGUUAUUGAAAUGUGAGUCAAUGUGAAACCGCAUUUGAUGGGGGUGGGUAGUGAGCACGCUUUAGAGUGAUUUUGAAACUCUCCUGUUUCCCAAGAGUGUUGGGGAUGUUUUGGUCUGUAAGUAACUACAAGAAUGCUGUUUGCUGCAGUCAUGUGUUCUGUGUUUGGAUGCUUUUUACAAGACUUGUCAAUGUAGGAUAUUCUUAAAUAAAACAAUUUAAUGAAAAACUAUUUACAAACAAAGUAAAUAAAAGCUUAUCUUCGGUAAAUGACCAACCUAUUUUUUUUAAAGAAAAUCAAAAUUCUGCAAACUCCAAAUCCGUAUUAUGGUGCACAUUUAAAAGAGUAUGUAGAGGAUAUCUCAAAAAGAUGAGGGCUAUAGAAAACAAAAAGAGAGGGGAAAGUUUAAAUAUGCUAUAUAUUUACCUUGAUAACCUUCAAAAUAUAAAUAAAUUAAAUUCCACCUUAAUUAGAUCGGCAGCAGUACUGACUCUUAAGAAAUAAAGAAGUAGGAGCCUCAAAAAACUAAAACAAUCUUCGUAUUUUAAAAAUAAUAAGGCAGACAAGAUGUUGUCUAAUCAACUAAAAAAAAAAAAAAAGAAAAGAAAUUAACAGAAGAAAAAAGAAAAACCCCACAGAAAAUGUGAUCAACUAAUUCAGACGCCAAGAUUUUGGCAGCAGUUGUUGCUCAGAGACUGAGACGGAUAUGCCUAAUCCAUCACGAUCACAUAGGCUUUAUGCUGGGUAGGCAGUCAUAUAAUAACAUCAGGAUGAUGAUUCAUAUUCUAGAUGAUACUGAUAAGACUCAUCAACCUCUUGCAGUUAUUGCUAUCGACGCAGAGAAGGCCAUUGGAUGUCGAUUUCUGUUCUAGUCUUUGAGCAACUGUGGUAUCAAUGGGUUUUUAUCGGAUUCCAUUAGGUCUCUCUACUCUUGUUCCACAGCUAGAACAGUGGGACAAGAUAUUUGAACAGACUGGUUUCCACUAAAGAAUAAAACAUACCAAGGCUGCCCACUGUCCCCCUUACUCUACAUUUUGACAAUAGAGCUCCUAGCUAAUGAGAUAAGAAAUAACGAUAAAAUAAAAGGAUUUCAAAUAGGCCAAGAACAAUAUAAGCUACGUCUCUAUGUUGAUGCUAUCUUGAUUACAAAAACAGAUAAAGCGAAAUCUAUCCCAGAACUCAUGAGGUCAUUUCAGGAAUAUACGUUACUCUCAAACUACAAAUUAAAUAUUGAGAAAUCUUUGAUUCUUUCUAAAAAUCUUAAUGAAGAAAUGAAGCUAUGUUGUAAAAAUUCUUUUAAAUGCAAAUGGGAUUUGCAAGAACUUAAUUACUUGAAGGUAAUUAUAACACAAGACAUAGAUAUAAUGAUGGAGCGUAAUUAUAGGAAGAUUCUGAGGGAGACCAACUGGUCAUUUAAACAAUGGAAAAAGUUACCACUAUCUUGGAUAGGCAGAAUUAGUGUAUUUAAGUUGUAUAUAUUGCCUAAAUGGACAUAUUUAUUCAUAAAUAUUCCACUAUUAGUCCAAGAUCCCUGGCUUAAUCAAACACAAUCUUAUAUCUAAAAAUGUAUUUGAGCUGCAAAAAAGUCAAGAAUUAGCUAAAGAUCUUGUCCUUAAAAUCUAAGAACGGAAGACUAGGAUUGCCUAAUUACACAUUAUUAUGAAGCCAACAGUUUAUUUCAUAUAUAUGAUGCAUGGUUAACAAAACUAUCAAGAACCAUAGUACAAAAUCGAAUCUAAUGCUUGUAAAAAAAAAAUUUACUCAGUACACUUUGGUACUUUGGAUCUCACCUAUAUAUGAUAGGGAAGAUAUCUUCAAAUUUCAUUCUAGAAAAUCUAAUUAAAAUUUGGUAUACUCUAAAAUCUAAUCUCGGAUUAAAAGAUAAAAUUAUAAGAACGCUAGAUGUAGAGAUUAUAAUUUAGGAGAUGGAAAGAUGCAGGUAUUCUUAAGAUCAAAGAUAUAUUAGUAGGAAACACAAUUAAAUCCUUCCAAAAUUUAAAGCAGGAAUUCUUUUUAUAUGUGAAAGGCUAAACUGAUGACUCGAUCCCUUCUGGUACCGGUUCUCCAACCCUCGAUUGUCACCUGAGCUCAGGGAAGAAUUAUGGAAGCAGAAUAACGAGACAGACACAAGAUUGCUUUCCAAAAGUCUUCUGACAAUGUAUUCAAAAUGCUCUGUACUUAUACAAUAUUUGUCACGAACAUUGAUUACAGAAAGUUACACAAGAUACAUAAAAGAGGAAGUAGUUUCUGCUGUUACAUUCAAUAAUCUGAUCUUACAAAAUAUCACAUGUACAUUGGUUAAGCAUCUCCUGAUACAUAGAAACUGUCAUAGCUUGUGACUUCCUUUCAGUUAUGUUUUGUAAGCGGUUCUGCAAAAGAGCUUGCUACUACAUUUACAAAAUAAUUCACCAUAUAGAAUACUAACAGAUUAACUGUUUUAAUUCCUUCAAUAUGAUAAAGACAUUUUUUAUUAUUUUCAUAUUAAAAAAAUAUUAAUAAAUCAAAUAAGAACUGGUGUAAAAUAUCUUGUAGAAAGAAGAAAGGGUUAUGGGGUAGAAAGAUUACCACCACUACCCCAAAAGAGAGGUUACAGGAGGUGCAAGGGGCUUAACCCCAGAGUUAAUAAUGAAAAAGACAGAAAGAAUGGCGUGGGGAGUCCACCCACAAAAAGUGGGUGGAGUACCCAACCCACUCAAAAAGUACCUCUUAGUAUAAAAAGUUACAUGAAUAGGGUAAACAACCUUUAUUGAAAAAAGAUGCUAAAAAAUGGUAAUAAUACCAAUAGUACUAAAUACACCCAAAUAGUGUAUACAAAAUAAUAAAGUGAGCACUAACACCUAUAAGAACCUGGGAAAGGUAGUCCUAUAGAGACAUACAGCUGAGUAAAUAAUAGAGAUGAAAAUAUAAACAAAAUCCACCUAAAUAUUAAGUAAAUAUGUGGCUGUACAGACUAGUCUAAUCCCAUUAAAGCGCAUAGUAGAGAGCAUGGAUAGAUGAAUGAUAGUUAUAGUGCCGGUUAGGUCCAGAAGGAAAUAUAGAGUAAUAGAGGCUGAACAGUAGUUACUAGUAAAGGUGCACGGGCUAAAUAGUGUCUAAAUGUGGGUAGAAUAUCCCUCAAGAGGAAAAAAUAAUAAUAACCCACUCCCCAGACAAAAAGGAAAGGAAAAACCACCUAAGUCGCCCUAAACUAACUAUGUAGCCUAAAAUAAACGGCACAUCUAACUGCUGCUUCAUGGCAGCCUAUCCAAGUCCCUAAAUCGCUAUGAGGAAAAAAUCAGCGCAUCACAGGCGCUAAGGGAACCCAGGUACAUAGAGAAGGUAAAGUGAGGAACUCAAUUCAAUAAAAUAGCAUCGGCUAAAGAUAAUCUCGACGCGCGUUUCGACGUUUUAAACACGCCUUUAUCAAGAGCUACCUGGUAAGUGACUCGGGAGCCGGUUAUAAAGGGAUAUAGCCACACCCCUGUGAUUAGAACCUCCAAUCAGAGCCCAUAACAGCUUACCUCCCCUACACUUUGGACCAAUCAGAGGAGGUGGGCGUGAUAAUCAUGUUCGCUCCGGAUGCCCAGCGGGGAGGAGUUUUGACGGGAAAUAAAUAAAUAAAUAAAUGAUGCUACAAAUAUGACUCAAAAUAAUUGUAACUGUUCCAAUCCAUCAAACCUUGAUGCGGUAACAGUAAGGUACCAUAAAAUGUAGCAAUAAAAUGAAAUCAGUGUGGAAUGACACAAUAUAGUGUGUCUAGAUGGCAAAAAGCAGCUUUUAAGUUGCUGAAAAUACAAGAUUAAAUUGUCCAACAGACAUUAAACCAAUAUUGCCCAAAACCAGCUAUUCAUGCUCCCUACCACUGGUAAAUAUACCUAUAAGUUAAUGGACAAGUGAAUAGACCGUAACUGGAGACACAAUGACGGGACAAGAGACAGGACGGCCAUAUAUUCCAUUCUCAGAAAUGCUUAGGCAGACACAGAUACAGUGAAAAUAAAGUAUAUUAUAUAAAAUAUAACAUGUUUUAUACAAUCAAUGCAUCAGGGUUAAUUGAUAUAGUGGAACCAGGAGGUGUUCCCGAAUUAUCAAACACAUUAUCAAUCCAGGAAUCAGGAAAAGGGAGGGAGGAGAGGGGGGAGGAAGAGAUGCUAUUAGAAUCUAGCCCUGUAACACAACAUUUUGCUGUUCCAAAAUUACAGGUAAUCAAUUUAUCUUCUUUCCAAUUAGACAAAUCUCACCGUAACAUCUUGGAAAAGGGGCUCUCCUUUGUACCGACUCCAGCAUUUGAUAGGUUCAUAUGGACAAAGGAUUUACAUCUUUUUAUACGAAAAUUGGCUCUAUAUAAAUUUCAUGAGUUAAAUAAAGAAAGGAAAGCACGUUCUCUGGGCCUCUCUAGCCUGGAUAUUGAUUGUCUUAAUAAUUUGGUCUCUCUCCUUGAUGAUAAUGAUCCUCAACUACUGACUUCAUAUACGAAUUUGAAAUCUAAAAGCCAGUUUACUCCUAACUUUGCACCCUUUAGGAAUAUUGAUCUUUUCCUUGAGGCUGUAAAAAGUGAGAUAGACGGCAUAGAGUGUUCAAAAUUUCAUUCCUUCCCUAAUGAUAAUCUAUCUAAAAGUGAACAAACUGCCUUAAAAUCACUGAGAGACAACGACAAUGUGAUCAUAAAACAGGCAGAUAAGGGAGGUAAUGUUGUUGUUAUGGACAUAUUCAAGUAUGAAAGAAUGGUGUUGAAGGUUUUAGGGAAUGUUGAUACUUAUACCAUUCUCCCUUCUUACACAACUAACUCUUUUUUAGAGAGUUAUAAGGGAAUUUUGGCAGUGGAGGGUUGCUCUCAGAUGAAGAAUAUUAUUUCAUUCUGAAUCGCCACCCAAGGAUAGCAACUUUCUACUGCCUGCCAAAAAUCCAUAAAAACAUUGAUGACCCACCAGGUCGUCCAGUAGUGUCUGGGGUUGAUAAUCUUACUCAAAAAGGCAGCCUGUACAUUGACCAGAUCCUCAGACCGUUUGUCGAACGCUUACCCUCUUACAUUAGAGACACUAAGCAGGCUCUCUCUCUCCUUUCUAACCUCCAUAUGGAACCAACAGCUAAUCUAUGUAGCCUUGACGUUGAGGCCCUUUAUUCCUCCAUUCCACACCAGAGGGGCAUUGAACAUGUUAAGUAAUUCCUUGACCAAAGGGGCCCGGAACAGCAGGCACAUACUACAUUCACUCUCAAGCUAUUGAAAUUUAUCCUGUCCCACAACUACUUUUUGUUCCAUAAUAAAUACUACCACCAGAUACGAGGUACAGCAAUGGGCACUGCGUGUGCACCUUCUUAUGCCAACCUCCAUCUAGGGUGGUGGGAGGAACAGAUUAAGACAUCUACUAAUCUAUCACCGUUUCUGUCCAAAAUUAUUUUUUGGUACAGAUAUAUAGAUGAUAUCAUUAUAGUGUGGCAGGGUAAUAGCAAGGAGUUUGAUGAAUUUGUGUCUCUCCUCAAUAUAAAUGAGGAUAACCUUAAAUUCACCGCGGAGUUCAGAGGUCCUUCCCUGAACUUUUUAGAUCUUACGAUUUCAAUUUCCAAAGAUGGGUCUCUUGUCACUACCCUGUUUAGGAAACCCUCUGCAUCUAAUUCCCUUCUCAAAUGGAACAGUUGCCAUCCAAGAUCUCUAAAACAGGGUAUCCCUAUGGGACAAUACCUUAGACUACGACGCAACUGUACAGAUCUGGCGGAUUUCCAAAUUAAAGCCAAGAUCUUGAGACAACAAUUCAAAGAGAAGGGUUACCCUAAUAGAUGUCUUAAGAGAGCCUAUUAUAGAGCACUGACAACUGAUAGGGCUGACCUCCUGUCAGACUCCCCAGUGUCAACUAAGACUACCAAUAAAACCAUCAGGAUGAUUGGUACAUUUGACACUGGUUGUGAUAAAGUUAAAAGUUCCAUGCAGAAGUUCUGGCCUAUUUUACUCAAGGAUACUCAUCUGAAAGAGGUUUUGGGUCCACAAGUUUCUAUUACAGCUCGGAGGGGUAAGAACCUUCGGGAUAUUCUCAUACCUAGCCACUUUACUUCUAAACACGGACGAAAGAUCCCCGUAGGUUCUUUUGGCUGUGGUAGAUGUGUAGCCUGCAAAUAUAUUCUCAGAGAUUCUAAUGAGGUGAUGGACAGUGAAGGUAAACAAUCCUUCCAGAUUGCUCACUUUUUUAACUGCAACUCAGCGGGGGUAGUGUACCUACUUACCUGUAGUUGCAAGUUGAUGUACGUGGGCAAAACCUUUCGUCCAUUUAAAGAACGUAUAAAAGAACAUGUUAGAUCACCCAAGAAUCGAUUUGAUACCCCUAUUUCAAGACAUUUAAAGGAACAACAUGGUGGUUCUUCGAAAGAUAUACGUUUCUGUGGUCUAGAGCUUGUUAAACGUGAUCAAAGACGGGGAGACUUUAAUAAAAUCCUACAUCAAAAAAAAUGUAGGUGGAUCUAUAAUUUGAAUACCCUUAACCCAAGAGGUCUUAACGAAGGGUUUUCCUUUUCUCCAUUUAUUUGAAUGCCUAGUGUCCAUAUUUGCCCUUUCCAUACAAAUUCCCUUGUUUCCUGUCUAUUUUAUAUAACUUUACCGGUCUCACUAUUUAGUGAAUUUGUCUAUUUGUUUGUGAUCAUCUUAGUAUACAUUAUAUGGUAUAUGUGCUACCUUUGACCCUGGUAUGUGUACUGCGGGACACUUAUGUGAACACUUGUAUUUGACAUGAAUAUAUUCUUCUCUUUCCCCCCACCCUCCUCCUUUCAACUAAUUUACAAGAAGCCCCUUUUUUCCUAUAUUUAUCAUUAUUCUUAUUUUUAUUGAUCAUAUCUUGUGCCUGCAAACCAGCUGGGACCCUACCAUAUUAUGGCGAAGAUCCAUAUUUAGUAUGACUUUGAGACUAUUGGUGUGGCAAAGUUUUCUAUUAUAAAGUAAACUACUAAUUCAUAGGUUCCAUAGUGUUCCGUUCGGUUUUUCCACUAUAUCGAUUAACACUGACGCAUUGAUUGUAUAAAACAUGCUAUAUUUUAUAUAAUAUACUUUAUUUUCACUGUAUCUGUGUCUGCCUAAGCGUUUCUGAGAAGGGAAUAUAUGGACGUCCUGUCUCUUGUCCCGUCAUUGUGUCUCCAGUUACGGUCUAUUCACUUGUCCAUUAACUUAUAGGUACUAUUGGUAUUAUUACCAUUUUUUAGCAUCUUUUUUCAAUAAAGGUUGUUUACCCUAUUCAUGUAACUUUUUAUACUAGGAGGUAUUUUUUGAGUGGAUUAGGCACUCCACCCACUUUUUGUGGGUGGACUCCCCACCCCAUUCUUUCUGUCUUUUUCUUAAAAUAUCUUGUAGUUUGAUUCUCUGAUUGGUGUAGUAUUUUACACCAGUUCUUGACUGGUACAAGACUGUAAAAAUACGAAUAGAAACACCCAAAGUAAUGCGAGAAGGGCAGAGAGAGCUGAACAGAGGCCAGAAAAGGAAGUGGUUACAUUGAAACACCUAAAGGGACUCUCCAGUGCCAGGAAAACAAACCGUUUUUCUGGCUCUGCAGGUCCCCUCUCCAUCCCACCCCCAUCCCAUGUUGCUGAAGGGGUUAAAACCCCUUCAGUGUCUUACCUGCAUCCAGCGCCGAUAUCCCUCGGCGCUGGUUUAGGGUCUGCCCACGCUCCUCCCCCACCGACGUCAUCCAGCGGGGGAGACCUAUUGCGCGUGUGCGGCUGCCGGCGGGGGAGACCUAAUGCAGUAGACCUCCCAAUAGGAAAGCAUUGAAAAAUUUAUGAAAACGGCAAUAAUUACAUUUGCAGGGUUAAGGGUAGUGGGAGUUGGCACCCAUACCACUCCAAUGGGCAGAAGUGGUCUGGGUGCCUGGAGUGUCCCUUUAAGUUGUAUUGGUUCUGGUGACUAUAGUGUCCCUUUAAAUUCUUUUAAACAAACUGACAAUUUCAUAGAUUUAUUUAAGAUUAACAUUUGGCUUACUUUAUUAACAGAUUAAGAGGAUGUAUUUAUGGGGCACUUAAACCAAAAUAGCCAUUACAACUCAGUGUAGUAAUUAUGUUGCCAAAAAGCUCACGGUUUUAUGUGAAUUAGUACCACGGGGUUUACACCAGUAUCUGGAGACCUUCCCCUUCUUUGCUGCAUCGAUAAGGCAGAAUUUGCACUGCUGCAUUUUUAAUAUUAAUGGCAAUCACCCUUGACUUCACUGAUAGCCAGUAAGUGCAGGGAGGAGGGUGAGCUCAGUGCUCACAAGCUAUCAUUGCCAUCCAUGUAGGUGUAUAUUUUACAUAAUCAAUGUGACUGAGAUGGGUAGAAAUCUCUGGAUGGGGUGGAGAACUCUAAUAUUCGUCAAGCUUCUCCAAAAUGAUUUCUUACAUAAAAUGUAAGACAUACUCAGAGAUUCUAGGCAAUGUGACCCCUACACUAAACUGUAGUGGUUAUAUUGCUUUGAGUGUCUAAAUGUUUCCAAAUGGAAAAAAGUAGAGGUACAUCAUCAGCGACAGUUGUGUCUCAUUUCCUUAUGCCCUAGUGAAACAUAACGUUCUCCACAUUUUUCCCAUGUCAUGUUGCUUGCGCAACCAAUCGAUCGAGUUUUAGCGUUGUAUUCAUUUUAUUAACUGCACAAUUCCAUUGUUAGCAUAAAAAGUGUAUUAAAGAGCUAUCUUUUUAUAUAAAUAUUGUAAAAUGUUUUGACAAACAGAACUGGGAAAAAAUACAUAAACUGCGAAUGUAUACAAUGUGCAAAUAUGUGCAUAUUCCAAAGGGAAAAAAAAAAAAUGUAUAUACUUAAACAUCAUUUUCAAUUAAUAUGUAAAUAUUUGAUCUCUGGUUAAAAAAAAGGUGGGAAACAUAUGUCUAUAGUGCAAGUAACUUCAAAGAAGAUCCCCUUUUGUUCCCUUUAAUUGAAAGGCUCAGAUAUACCAGAGCCCCUUCUGUCCAGCAGGUUUUUUUUCAGCCUAUGUUUUUCUGUUUUUAGAGAGAUUGGAUAUUUACAUAUUAAUUGAGAAAGCUGUUUAAGCACGUUAGAUUUAUGAAUUGCACUUUAUAUGCACAUUAAAUAGCUUUGCACGUUACGUAUUUCUAAGCAUAUCACGUUUUUUUCCUGUAUUGUUGGUAUUGUAAUGUGGGAAGCUAAUGUGUUGAGUGCAUGCAGCUAAAAAUAAAAUAUUGUUUUAAGCCUUACAGAGUAGAGAAUAUGUGGCCUUUUAUAAUACUUAAGAACCUCUCACUUUAAUGACAAACAGAGUACACUGACAAACAGAAAUGGUUUGAGAAAUUCUGGUGUAGAAUUUAAAGGGUUAAUUUGUAUAGCAACCUUAGAAUACUACCAAAUAUUACAUAUCCUUAGUUUAGUUUUUUGUUUUUUUGUAGGAUCACGUUUGGCAACAUUUAGGAAAUCUUACAUUAGUAACCAAUACAUCUUAACACCCCAAAGUCUUAUUAGUCCAAAAAUUUCUCCAAAUUUCUUGAAGGUUCUCUCCGUCGAUAUGAGCUGUUAUAAGUUUGUGAAAUGUGCAUCGAUUGUAUUUAUCAUACCUGUUAAACAAAUUCCCUGGAGCUUUCUCCGGUGAAAGAUUAAGCUCUUUCAAAACGAUACCCAUAAAGACAUCUUCCAUCGGUAUGAUUUUUAUAACUUGUGCUAUGUCAUAAAUCUUCUUUGCCAGAUCUGUUGAGAAAACAUAUCCACUGCCACUACAAUAUGGUGGGUAUGUUUUAUUUGGGUAAAUUUCUUCAGGAACAUACCACUUAUCAUCUUUUCCCCUUACAGGUCCGACAUUGGAUAUUAAUUGCCCAGUAUAAUAGUUGGUACGUACGGGCAAAUCUGGAUGUAAUAGCUCAUGGAUGAGAUAUUCGACGUUGAGAAACAUAUCUGUGUCUAUUUUCACCACGUAACUGGCGAUGGAACAGAAUUUUGCUACCCAUUCUACACCCAUUAGCGUUUUUAAGGUCAAAUUGUAAUAAGUAUCAAGAAAGUCUUGCUGGAUGAUGUCACGGUAGAAAUCACUUUCGUCCUUCAGCAAAUUCUCUUCAGGCUCAUUUUGAGUAGGCGAUAUCCCAAUCAGAAAAAGAGUUACAACGUCUACACUGUGAUAAUUAAGCUCAUUUCCCCAUGUUUCCCGAAUUAUAUUCCUAGAAGCUGUGUCAUAACAGCGACUGAGCACUAAAAUCACAAGAAAAGGUUUCCGGACAGAACAUUUGUCUUGAAGUUUGAUGAGGAACUUAUAAGGGUAUGGGUAUGGAGGUUGCAAAGGAUGUCUGGUAAGUAUUUCUGACAAUACAGGAUGGAAUGUACCAACCUUGAUUUUUGUGUAAUCUACUUUAUGUCGUAAGUUAGAGUUCAUUAAAUAGCCAAAAAACACUCCAAGCAUGAAAGUGCAAAAAAUGAUCCACAAUAGACGUUGCCUACAGCCGUUCAGUAUGUUAGCCAUGCCGAUCUUGUGUUACUUUGAAUAUUUCUGUACAAACCAGAGAAAAAUG